UCUGGCAGUUUGUGUGGUUUUAUUCACAAAGAAAUAUUCGUAAACAUGUUUGACUCAAACAAGGAGCAACAGAUUGUAAAGCCCAAGAGUUCAUUUGCUACGUAUAUAUCCGAGGGAGAUCGUCUGUUCCUUAAAAAAAACUACGUGAAGGCGAUCGACAGCUACUCAAAGGCACUGACCCUGAAACCUGAUGACAAGAACUGCCUUGUUUCUCGAUCCAAAUGUUUCUUGGACAUGGGGGAUUCAGAAAGUGCUUUAAGAGAUGCAGAGGCUUCACUCAAAACUGACAAAAUGUUUGCCAAGGGAUUGUACCAGAAGGCGGAGGCAUUGUACAACAUGGGAGAAUUUGAAUUUGCACUAGUGUUUUAUCAUAGAGGACAAAAGCUGCGUCCAGUGCAUCAAGAGUUCAGACGAGGUAUCCAGAAAGCACAGGAAGCUAUCGAAAACUCCAUUGGUAGUCCGUCCUCAAUAAACCUGGACAGUAAGGAAGACCUUUCAUUCCUUCAAGACAUGGGGGUCAGUACCUCACCACCAAGUGGUGCUGUUCAGCCCGUGAUGAUGGAGAAAAUGCAGCAGAGUCAGAAGACCAAUGACAAUGAAAGGACUGAAAAAAAACUGCUUGGAGAAUUUUACAGUGACAGGAAAUACCUGAAAAACCUACUGAAAGAUGAAGCCUUGCAGACCAAAGGUAACCAGCAGGAUGGAGAGAGACUGCAGGAGGUUAUUACCAACAGCCUCACCUUCCUCGAGAUGCGCACCCUAUUCUGGCACCAGCAGAGACCUAUUUAUGCACGGGAUAGAGAUCUCAAGCUCAGGCAGCAACAAUGGAGCAACCUCUUUCCUUCUGACCCUGCUGAGUUUCUGCUGAAGAGCCAGGAUGAAAUCAGUGAAGCGUUGGCAUGUGGAAAUGCAGCAGGAAGUCUCAAGAAGGCAAAAGAAGUGAUAAAGACAGUGCAAGAAUGGUCAGAGAAGAUGGUACCCAAUAAGAAAGAGGUAUUGAGCAGCAUGCACAGUUGCAUUGGAGACGCCCUGAUGGACAUGGGAGAUAUGGAAAAAGCACUAAAACAUCAUUAUAAAGCCUUUGAGUUUGCUCAACAGUGCGACCUCCUAGAUGUGAUGUCCAGAGCUCUGGAUAACAUUGGCUGUAUAUAUGCCCACACUGGAAAUUUCUUAGAGGCUAUUGAGUCCUGGGAGAAAAAGCUGCCGUUGGUCCAGUUUCCUUUGGAGGAGACGUGGCUGUGCCAUGAGAUUGGUCGGUGUUACUUUGAGCUUAAGCUCUACAAAGAAGCUCGAGACUAUGGCAUCCGCUCACUUGCUGCCGCUAAAGAUGUUGCCGAUGAGAAAUGGAAGCUGAAUGCUAAUGUUUUAGUGGCACAGUCAGAAAAGAACCUCAAAAACUUUGAAUCCUGUAUCGCCUACUUUGAGAGUGCCUUGUCCCAUGCCAAAACUGUCAAAGACGACUCUGCCAUAGAUGCUAUUCAGAAGGUUCUUGAUGAAGUGGAGCAACACUUAACACAAUAAAGAUUUCUCCGGUUUUGACUUUAGGUCCUUCAGUAUUCCUGUUAAGAAAAAUAUCUAUAGCAGACAGAAUAUGGUGAUGUAAAAAAAAAAAAAAAAAAGUAUUUGGCCCCUUCAUAAUUUCUUCUGUUUGUUUUUUCCCCACACUUAUGUCAGUCAUGCAAACCUUUUGGAAGAAGAGUCCCAUUGCAUUUGACAUAAAUCUGACAUGCAGCAUGCAAGAAUAGGAACAUAAUGCAAAUAUUAAAGCAUAAUCUGUGAUAUUGUGAUUUUUUUGGAGGGGGGGGGUGUUUUGUUUUGCCUGUUCUUGUUGUAGGGGACUGUCCUCAGUUGAUGUAGCCAUAAAAACAGUUCCUUUCCUGAAAAUCCAUUGGGCACAUGUCAGCUUAUCAUUUCAUGAUCUAAAUUACUCUUGGAUUCUAAAAAGCACGCAGUGUCCUGUCGUGGCACCAGUUAACAAUGUCUGCUUCAUGGACCAACAUUUCAGAAAACAGAAAUCAGGACUUUCCAACAUUUGGACAGUUGGUGGGACUUUUUAUUAUUAAUCUUCCAACACAUUGGUAUGUAUGGUGACCAAUAGGGGCCACAACACUUCUAAUUUAAAAUGACACAAAAGUAGAAAAUGCAAAU
Messenger RNA from Thalassophryne amazonica, 2148 nucleotides. RefSeq names its product tetratricopeptide repeat domain 25 (gene ttc25). NCBI's taxonomy places the organism in Eukaryota, Metazoa, Chordata, Actinopteri, Batrachoidiformes, Batrachoididae. The record is from RefSeq and is a predicted model, not a curated record. The coding region runs from base 46 to 1521 and encodes 491 amino acids. Gene Ontology annotation, cellular component: cytoplasm. Gene Ontology annotation, molecular function: protein binding. The transcript has 11 exons.